Perca flavescens (yellow perch) is the source of this 3872-nucleotide messenger RNA. It is a transcript of the gene st8sia2, whose product is annotated as ST8 alpha-N-acetyl-neuraminide alpha-2,8-sialyltransferase 2. Gene Ontology annotation, biological process: N-glycan processing; oligosaccharide metabolic process. The transcript is spliced from 6 exons. Bases 519 to 1679 code for a protein of 386 amino acids. NCBI's taxonomy places the organism in Eukaryota, Metazoa, Chordata, Actinopteri, Perciformes, Percidae. Gene Ontology annotation, molecular function: alpha-N-acetylneuraminate alpha-2,8-sialyltransferase activity. The record is from RefSeq and is a predicted model, not a curated record.
CGUCCCACAUUAGAUAAGACUGCACUCUCUGUGUUUGGAUACGACUCUACUUAGCCUACGCACCUGUCUGACUGUCUCUACUGCGGUCUUACGCCUCCUCUUAUCGUGAGCCAACAACACCUGGAGGAGAGUGGACUCAACCCGGCUGAGCUAAAAGAUGGAGUUGUUGGCCGCUGCGCCUUUAAGACCGCAUGUGGUCUACAGCUCGCUGCUCCCAUGGCAGGCUCUGUAGGUGCACCACGCUCUCAAAGUUUGACUGGGGAAUAGCUCCGGGGACAGGGGACACGGCAGCAGCAUCCCCCCGCCGGGAAACACACACACACACACACACAAGGAACCAUCAUCUGAAGAGGGGGGAAGGACCGCAGCUCGCCUGGGAGUGUCCGACUCAGGCGAUAAGAACAAUGGAAGAGGUGGCUAAACGGAUUUUCGAUUUCUAAAUGAGAAACACAAGAAGGUUAUUAUAGCGGUGUUUGCUGAAAGGAGGGACUCCCGGCUGCAGCCUCCCCCCCUCAGCCAUGCCGCUUGUAUUCCGCACGCUGCUGUUCGGCUUUGUAACGCUGCUCGUUGUGGUUUUCAUAAUUGAUGAUAUUGCAGAAGUGGAGGAAGAAACUGCAAAUACUGGACAUUCACAGAAGAUGAACUUGCACCAGCUCAUCCCUCAACCACACAGAAAGGCUGCAGCACAAGUGGAUCCAACUGCUUUGACGAGAUUAAGCAAAGAUGUAAAUCAUCUCGGUCCGAGCUACAAUACCACUGUCAAGCUCUCGUCAAACAACUGGACCUUCAACAAGACCCUCUCCAACCUCAUCAGGAAGAAUAUUCUAAGAUUUCUUGAUCCCGAGAGAGACAUCUCUAUUCUGAAGGGCACGCUGAAGCCAGGAGAUAUCAUCCACUAUGUGUUUGAUCGCCACAGCACCAUAAACAUCUCAGAAAAUCUCUACCGUCUUUUGCCAACUGUAUCCCCCAUGAAGAACCAACAUCACAGGCGCUGCGCCAUUGUGGGAAACUCUGGGAUCCUGCUGAACAGCAGCUGUGGACCCGACAUCGACUCUCAUGACUUUGUUAUCAGGUGUAACCUGGCACCAGUGGAGGAGUACUUUCAGGACGUGGGGUGGCGGACCAACUUGGUGACCAUGAACCCUUCAGUGGUGCAGCGGGCCUUCCAGGACCUGGUCAGCGAAGAGUGGAGGGAUCGCUUCUUGCAGCGGCUUCAAAGCCUCAGCGGCAGUGUGCUGUGGAUCCCAGCCUUCAUGGCCAAGGGGGGAGAGGAGCGCGUGGAGUGGGCCCUUCGUCUCAUCCUGUUGCACACUGUGGACGUACGCACCGCCUUCCCCUCGCUGCGCCUCCUCCACGCUGUCAGAGGGUAUUGGCUAACCAACAAUGUCCACAUCAAGCGUCCGACUACUGGGCUCCUCAUGUACACGAUGGCCACUCGCUUCUGUGAAGAGAUCCAUCUUUACGGCUUCUGGCCCUUCCCACUCGACCCGCAGGGCAGAUCAGUCAAAUACCACUACUACGAUACUCUAAAGUACGAGUACACGUCCAGCUCCAGUCCUCACACCAUGCCUUUGGAGUUCAGGACCCUGAGCGCAUUGCACAGACAGGGGGCGCUCCGGCUCCACACUGGGACCUGUGAUGCAGAGAGGAGACCACAGAAGGAGCUCCAGAGAAAAUAGCUUUAAAGGAGGAUCUCGAUGGAAACCACUUUGUUGACUGAGCAGACUCUGUACAAACUGUUUUCUUGUUUACACACUUUUAUGAAACUUGAAUUAACUUAUUUUCAGUAAUUGGAACUUUUUGUAUUUCAAGCUAUUUAGUGACUUGUUUCACUGGUUAACGAGAUUUCUAUGGCAACCUUAAAAAUAAUGAGACCCUUUUCUGCUGGUGUGACCAAACUGUUCAUAGAGAUCCUGUCAUGUUCAUCUGUUGGCCCCUUUUUAUUUUUCUUAAAAAGACCAUUUUUGAAAGUCUAACCAGGUUUCCAGUAUGGUUAUAAGUUUAAAAUUAAGGGUUCAGAACAUAUUUUGAUGUUUUGUGUUCAAAUUGGUCAUGAUACGCCAUCAAUUAAUAUCCCUCAGUUUAUGAUAUGAUAGGGCUCCAUUUAAGGCUGUAGUUGUGAGUCACUUUUUGGGCCACAAGAUGGAAGCACUUAAAAAUCAGGGAGAAUGAUAGUAAAAGAAGAAAUGUUGGUCACCUCUUCAAACAUUAGUGUUUUUUAAUUUGAUGUUCAACUUGUGAUAACAAAUUUUCAUCUGAUAAUGAACUUUUUAUGUUUUUGUAGCUUCUUAUAAAGUGCGUAAAUGGUGUUUACCAAAAGUCCAGUCAACCAGAGCUGCCAUGUGAUAAGGUUAGGUUAACCAAAAGGAAAAAUGGAAGCACGUAGAAUUGUAUUCAGCUUCUUUGAGGACAAAGAGGGAGUGUACCAGCUGUUCACAUAGGAAUGUUUACACAGACUUAGCCGGCAGUAAACUCACUUUGUUAACUUUGUUAACACCAGCCCUGUUUCUGCACUGGAAAUGUUAGUAGUGAGGGCAGACUGUAGUUGUGUUGUGGUAGUAAGAAAAGCUUGAAUUUCUUUACAUGAAUGUAUUGGUGAUAUUCUUACAAGUGCUGUAAGAAAGGAUGCCCAUGUUGUGCUUUAAAUAAAUUACAGUUAGCAGCAGUUUCAGUGUAAUAACACUGAGAGGACAAUUAGCUCGUAACUUAUUUGCCUUCAUUAAUUUUAAAUGCUGUAUGAAAUAUACUUGUAUAGUGUGUUAGGGUUAGUAUUUUAACCAAUAUAGGUUGAUACAGAUAUGUGGGGAAUUUUCAUUGAAUUUGAGAGUAUUUUGUGCCUAUAAUCACUCAAUUUGACAAUUUAAAAUUGGACCAUUCACAUUCCCAGAAAUAACUGUUCAGGGUUUAUCUAAAUCAUUCUUAACAGGAUGGGAAAGAUGUAUCAAUAGUAUCACCCACUUACGAAACACUUUAUGCAGAUAUGAAUAAACAUUAAAAUAACUUAAAAAAAUAUACUUUGGUUGGUCAAACCAAUACAUCAGUUUAAUGCUAGUUUGGAUUAUAUUGUUGAACUUUCAAGCUUCACCUCAGUAAAACUCUUAAAGUUUAGUUGAGUUUUUUAGGAGUUGUCUUGAUACAGGACGCUUUGGGGUAUUUUUCUGCAACAAAAUGCUUUCCAAGAGCUCUGCAGCUAAACAAGUUGCCUCUCAUGUGCUUCCAGCCAUGUGAUAUGUGCAUAAUAGUGUUGUUUUGCCAGGAUGCGCCUGUUGACUCGCAUUUUGGCCCACACCCUUACUUAAAUUAAGAAUGGAUACAAAAGUUGUACUAGAGAGUGAGCGGUCUGAAGCAAUGAAUGGUUUAUUUGUCUGAGCUCGGCAAAAAUAGAAACAUUCUGCAACCAACACAAUUAAGUUAAUUAACCCAGAAUUUGCUACCGUUGAAAAAACUUUAUACUGACCUGUACUGUACAGUAGUUUCUGCUGAUUACCUGAGGGGGUUGUGCUGCAUAGUUUCAUCUUACCUCUUUUCAUGUAUACCGUAUGUAAACAUCUGUUUAAUGUCCAAAUUUCAGCAAACAUGUUAGCUUUUGCAUGUUUUGUCUUGACUUGAUACAUACAACUUUGGUAUUUAUAUUUUUGUUGUUGAAAAUAUUCAAUAUGACUCAAGGAUACUUAAAUUGUGCAGUUAUGACAAAGUGAAUGUACUUUUCUGUGGCAGAAAACAAAAGAUCAGAAUGGGGACAAUAACACUUCAAGACUCUCCCUUAAAAUGAUUUAACACUUCAAAGGAAGUACUUUUAUUUCAGUAGUAUUUCAAAGAAAUGGAAACUAUGGAAACAACUGUGGUUACACAAAACAUAUCUGUGUCAAAAA